Molecule: messenger RNA, 4263 nt
Organism: Cinara cedri
Lineage: Eukaryota; Metazoa; Arthropoda; Insecta; Hemiptera; Aphididae
Source: the annotation of a GenBank genome assembly
AUGGUAAUUUAGAAAAGUAAUUUUUUGACUUUUCAAGCGGUUUUCAUAAUAUCUGGGAAAACCGGGAUAAAAUGUCGGAAAAACGGAAAAUGUAUGAAAUGUAAAUAUUAGUAAAAAAAUAUAGCCUUUUUUUUCCGUGUACAACUUUUCUACCAGCAAUUUCGCUCCGAUUUGAAAUGAUAGCAUAUUUUCGGAAAGAAAAUUUCACUGAGAGGUGCUUUAAAGAGCUCAUUUUUCGAUUUUCUCUAGAGGUUUCCCAACAUAUGUGAAAAACCGGGACAAAUGUAGGAAAACUGGGAAAAUCGUUACAACAUUAAACAAAUAUUAUUCAAGAAAAUAUAUAAUGCCUAUUUAAUUAUUUUACCAUAAUAUGACAUAUAUAUAUAUUGUUAACAAUGCAUCACUAUCAACUGAACUGCGCUCAGAAUUGUUUUUUCGUUCGCAAUGGUUUAUCGUUACUUAAAGAUAUACAAUAAAUGACCUAUAACAGUGGCUACAACUGUAUCCAUUAUCCUAGGACUUCUUUUUUUAACAUUCAAUCUGUAUUGUGAUUAGAAAUUCUUUUACCUAAUUAAAAGGUUAGACUAAACUUUUAACUAAAAUGAAUGAAGCAUACUAUUAUAUUAUAAUAUACCUAGCUUUUUUACUUUACACUUUUUGUAAUAAUAUGUUUAUUUAUUUUUAUAAAUAAUGUAAAUUUAAUUUUAGGAUUUAAUAGAUCUUAUUCCGGAUACAAUUCACAGUGAAAACUUUCUAUUAGAUGAACUGAAUCGGUUUGAAGAACAGCUAGUUAGUAAUUCAGUUAUUGUUAAUAAUGAUCAACAAAAACUGAAUCAGUUUGAAGAACAGCUAGUUAGUAAUUCAGUUUUUGUUAAUAAUGAUCAACAAGUUUUUGUUAAUAAUGAUCAACAAAAACUGAAUCAGUUUGAAGAACAGCUAGUUAGUAAUGCAGGUCUUGUUAAUAAUGAUCAACAAAAUCUGAAUCAGUUUGAAGAACAGCUAGUUAGUAAUGCAGGUCUUGUUAAUAAUGAUCAACAAAAACUGAAUCAGUUUGAAGAGCAGCAAAUUAAAAAUCCAUUUCUUUUUGAUGAUAAUCUACAAAUCGAAAAUGGAAUUGAAUUAUCUGACUAUAUGUUUCAAUUAGAAGAAACUAUGGCGAAAGUUAUGCAAAUAACUGACAAUGAAAAAAAAUCGCCCGAAACAAAAAUUAGUGAUAAUCAAUAUACCAUCUGUAGUAAAGAUCUGAAGUCUGCAAACAAGUUUGAAAAUCAUAUGCGUUAUGCAAAAGACCGUCCUUAUGGUUGUGGUAUAUGUGAAAAGUUCUUCAAGUCUAAAUCCAAUUUAAAUGAACAUUACCGGUCAGUUUUUACUAGUUAUCUAUAAUUAUAUUUUAUUAUUAUUAUUAUUAUUAACAACUGUUAGUGGGUGUUAUUAAUUAUGUACAAUGAAUAUGGGCAUCUUAAAUUAACUUGUUUAGAUGAAAUUGUUCUUUAUGUUAAAAGGAGGUCACCCUUUAAUUUGACUGAAAAACUUAUUUUUUGGUAAGAUAAAUGUACUCUUUCCAUAUUUAUUUUAUAGUAGAGUAACCUAAAUCGCCUAACAUAUUAAGAAGAUAUUUUCUAUUUUGUUUGUUAAAGUUAAAAUAUUAGAUAAUACUUUAUCACAAUUUACCAGGGCUUAUAACAAUAAUUUAUCAAAAAUGAUUAAAAUAGUUAGAAGAAUACUGUAAUAUAAAAUUAUCAUUAAACAAAAUGGUGGAACAAAAAACAAUUAUAUAUAUAAAAACCUAAAAAACACUUAAAAUAAUAAGCAAUAAUAAAAUUUUAUCAUCAAUUUUCGUAAUAUUAUUACUAUUAGGCACAUUUACGUUUUUUUAGUUUAUACUUUAAACACAAUUAUUAUUAUUGUAAUCAUUAUUGUAUGAUAUCUAAACAAACAUUACAACUUAAACAACAAAUAACCUUCAUUAAAAUAAAAUUUUUCAAGCAUAAUAUGUUAACAAGGUAAUUUCUAUAAUCUAGGUGGUAUGGUAACCUUAUAAUAAGGGAAUGUCAAUUGAUCUAUUAAGCCAGGUUAAAGCUGCAUUCUGGACCUCAUUGAAUGAUUUAUUGAAAGCAGGGGUAAUACUUAAUGAUGUGUUCCAUUGUCUGAGAUGAGUGAACACAAUCACAUGCAAGCAAGGGAGUCUUUCAUGCUCCAUUUGUGUAACAUUCUCCAUAUCCAUUUUGGGUGCUAAAGUGUAAAUCCAGAUACUUAGAAGCAUGGGUCCUUGAUCAAGUGAUAUCUAUCAGAGUUUGUAAUAUAUUAUAUUAGGGUAUUGUAUUAUCAAUAAAAUAUUAGCAUUCAAUAAUAUACUACAAGUAUAAUACAACAUAAUACAUAACUACUAAAAACCAAAGAUAAUUUUUAAUAUUACAUCCCCAAUCUAAUAUUAUGGUAUCUAGACACAUAGAUUAGAAAAAUAAAAAGUUAAUAGUUUAAUACUUAAUGUAUUAAUUUCUAAUAUUUUAAAAUUAAUUGUAAAAAUUAAUAGUGUUUAAUUUGUUAUAAAUGUAUAAAAGUCUUAAAAUGUUUUUAAAUAUAAUAUAAAAUAUUUUUUUAUAUUCAAGCCCUGGAAUUAGUUUAAAAUCAACAUAGCAAAAUUGCAUUGUAUAGAAUGUAAAUUGUGGCGCAUUUCUGUUAAAAUUAAAAGUUUAAUCACAAGUAAUGUAUAAUAUAAAAGAAAAAUAUUUCAUGGUACUAUUUGACUUUUUUCUAAAAGAAAAUUAUUAGACCUACAAAAAAGUUACAGCUAUCUAAAGAAAACAAAAGCUAACAGGGCUGUAACUUUUUUAUUUGAUAAUUUCUAGGAGAAAUUGAUGUAGUGUCCUCGAAAAUAUUUUCCUCUUUAAAUUUUGUCGCACCAAUUUCUAACUAAACACUAAACAAUUUACGUUUUAAAUAAUCUAAUUUUGAUCUGUAGACCAUUAUAAUUAGACAGCAUCAACUAAAAUAGUAUAUGCGGGUAUAGUGUUAUCAUAUCAUAAAUACAAUUAAAGUUUGUAAAAUUAAAUGUUUACUUUUGUAAACUUUUUAAAAACAUUUAAGUAAUGCUUCAGUAAUAAUACCAAUAUCAAUUAAUAUUAGAUUAUAUGUGCAUGGUAUUUAUGCAUUUUUAUAGAUAGCAGAAUAUUUUUCGGUUUUCUUUUUGUAUGUGAUACGCACAAAUUGUAUUCAUAGAUAAAUUUAUUACCUACUGUUAUUAAUAUUUGUUUUUUGUAGAGUUCAUAAUCCGGAUCUCCGUUGUAUAAAGACGUCAAGCAAGAACAUACCGUCUAUAACUCUAGUAACCGUCCCGUCAAAAGACGUAUUGACAUGCAAUCUUUGUUCUGAGGUAUUUAUGACGUUGGACAAAUUAUCUGCACACAAACGCAUUCACGACAAUCAAGAACUACAUCAGCAGCAAACGCCGCGUCCGCAGAACGGCGAAAAACAACCGACCAUAAUCAGAUUGGUGGCGACGUUCACAUGCAAACAAUGUAACAAGAACUUCACGUCCAAGUCGUCACUGUCCGCGCACACAAGCAACAACUGUUCGGCCGCGAUGGCAAACACAAAUUUUGACACGACACAAAAACCAAUUGUAAACAAAAAUCUACAAUGUCCGGAUUGUAACAAGAAAUUCGUCUCGAUAACCACUUUGGAGAACCACAAGCGAGUACACACUGGGAAGAAGCCGUUCGAGUGCGACUUGUGCACCAAAUUUUUCCAGACCAAGGAGAACUUGAUGAAGCACAAGCUCUUGCAUAAAAGUAACACCAAGAUGCAGACGACGUGUAAACAAACUGUUGCCAGGGACAAGUUUUUCCGGUGCAUUUACUGCGGGAAAUCGUUCCAUACGUACAUCGCGAUGUUGAACCACAUGCGCGUGCACACCCGUGAAAAGCCUUUUAAAUGUUCUGUGUGCGACAAAUCGUUCCGGACCAAGUCCAAUAUAACUGAACACUUAAGGGGCCGUCACAACAUCUACUCGGCGGUUUAUAACGACCCGGACGAUGUGCAAGUGUUUACGUUCAAAACCCAAGCCGCUUAUCACAAAGAGUAAUUAAAUAACAUUAGCCUAUUAUUAGUCGUUAGUCGGCCAAUAAUUUCACUAAGAUCACGAAACAUUCCGAUGACACUUCGUGUGCGCGUGUAUACAAAAUAAUAUUUUAUUAUUUUUAAUAAAUUAUUAUUAUUAAAUAGGAUUCAUAGUUUCAUAAUCAAUUUCAUAACAGUACCAUC